This is a messenger RNA of Aedes albopictus (Asian tiger mosquito), 5702 nucleotides long. RefSeq lists its product as uncharacterized. Lineage: Eukaryota; Metazoa; Arthropoda; Insecta; Diptera; Culicidae. Bases 2423 to 4228 code for a protein of 601 amino acids. Gene Ontology annotation, molecular function: zinc ion binding; nucleic acid binding. The transcript is spliced from 2 exons. The record is from RefSeq and is a predicted model, not a curated record.
CCAACACUGGAUGAGGUUAAGAAGGUCUUUAAAGAGCUGAAAAACAGCAACACUGCUGGGAAGGGUGAGAUGCCUGUCGAACUUCUUAAGAUGAAACGAGCAGAUUUGGUGAAAAUCCGCCGUUUCAAAUAGUAGCGUUAGCCAUCUCACGCCUGUGAGAUAGGCAACAGUAAGAAAUGAAAAGUGCUCGAAUUCAAUGUUUAUAUGUGUGUGUUUAGAGAUUGAUAUGAUAGUUGGUGACGAAAGUUGAUCAACAGGAAACCAUAAGAAAAUGUUAUUUUAAACGCAAGAAAAUUUUUACAUACAAAAUUGAAAUCAAGAAAGAAACCGGAAACCCUCGAAUUAAGUAGAAAAUUAUAUAUGAUAACUUUCUUGGUCAACCGGGAGCGAUUAUUCGUUCUUUCCCUUUUGGACCGCCAAGGAGUCAAGUUAUCAGAAGUUGAUAUUUAGUUCAGUGAGAAAGUGUUCCUUAAUCAAUAGCUAAUACAAGUAUAAAACUAGUUUAAAAAGAAAAGUGAGUGAAAUUUUAACGAGUAAAUUCAUUGCUAUUUUCAGAUAAACCUAUAUUUUUUAUAACAAUUAAAAUCGUGAGUCGUGCAUUUAAAAUUGUGCUUAAAAAGUAAGUUUCAUGCAUAUUAGUAAAAAAAAAAUUAAAACUUAAACGAAAAUUUAUUUACGAAAAACUAGAGUGCAGAAUUUUAUAGAAAGUGAGUCGGAGGCAGAAAUUACGGUGUUACCGAAGUGAGAAAGAUCAGUGGCCACAACCCGGUGGCAUCCACCGUUGGGAUAAUCGGUGUGAGUUCGGUGCAUGACGAACCCGUGGUGAAUUAUUAGUGGUCGCAUACCCCGCACAUAACGGAAGCGAGUGGAUUGGUGCUUGGUACACGGCGAGGUUACCCCGGGUGUACCUAUCGUCUCGUGGCUUCGGGCCACUAUAGGUACGUCUGGAGCGCGUUGGCCAUCGGAGUGUAAGCUUGGCCCCCAUCGUGAAUCACAUCCGCUACACGUGAUUGUCCGUCGAGUGGGAGUGUCCAUUAAAGGGAAAGAAUCCCAACGCCAGCGUAACCGCCAGACUCACGUUCCGACGAUCUGCCGAUCGGAGUGUACCCACCGACUUCCCAGGGAACGGAUACGACCCGCGGCGCGGCGAGCAUUAUCGUUGUGACCGUGCAUGCUGCCCCACCACCCCUCAUCGAAGGAGCAAGAUAAACAACCACCCGUCUCCACCAUCUCCACCCCGCACGGGCCGUAGCCGUGCAUCAGUGUGCGUAAUCAACGGCCGCCAGACGCACUGCACACGCCGGUCUCGUUCGGAAAGUGCUUCGUGAUCGAGCUCGCACACAGGCAAUCAGCAUCGUCGGGAUCUAUCUAUCCCCCCCAUUCCCCCUGCAUGGGGACCGGUCGAGGUCUGUAAUCAUCGUCCAACCGUAAGUACACGAACCCAGAAAACAACAACACACACGAAACGCAACGAGAAUUAGUAGGGAAAACACAAAGUGUAUUAGUAGGGGAAGAACGCAGAUUAGGGGGUUAGAACGACUCACGGAAGACACACGAACAGGGUAGUGACGUCACAGCUAGGGAGUGAGAGACUAUCGGAGAGGUUCGGUACCGUUGGCCAGCGUAAGCUCCGGGAGAACUGCCGAUAGCCGCUCAGUAGCCAGCUAGCUCUAAUAGGAGGAAGGUCAGGGCAUUGUAGACGUUUUUUUAUGAGAGGAAAAUACGAUGAAUUUUAAUCGUUGAAAUCGAUCGACUUAUUUUUACGUAUCGUUUUACUCCUUCAAUAAACUUUUCUCUCUGCUACUAAAUCAUCUUCUUAACCUUAUAUAAUUCAGAAAAUUACCUAAAAUUGAAUUGGAAGUGGAAAGUUUUUGGGAAUAUAGGACUUUGGCUUUUGGGACUACGGAGUAUUUGGUGGGUAGGAAUUGGAGGUGGAUCCUGUUGGUGGGCACUGACGUUGCUAGCUGGGCAUUUUGAAUCUGGAGCUCUUGGUAGACGACGUCGUCGUCUGGCGCUAAAACCAGGAAUUUAAGGACCCCUAGCAGGAUCCUCCUUACAGUGGCGCCCAACUUCAAAUAGGUACGUCCCACUAGAAUUUGAAAUUUUUGUUUGAUCAACUUUUUCACAGCUAUUAUUUUGAAUUGAAUUGGAUAUUUGUAAGUUUAGUUAAGUUUGAUUGGAUUCGAGCACUUUAGAUAUACUUUUCGGGGAAUUCAGCUAGGAUAAGAUCACUUUUGAAUUGAAUACAAAUGACUGGUAGGUUUAAGUAAGAUAAAACGGAUUUAGUUAUUUUCGCGUUUUUUUUUCUACAAUAGCAUAGUUUUUCUUUUCUUUCUAUUAUUCAUAUUUAUCAAUAUUUUCAAAUUUUAUUUUACUUGAAGUACCAAUUUCCUGAAAGAAAUACAGAGAGAUAUUUUAUACAAUGGCUACAUCGGACGGGUCAGUUUUGCAAAUUAACGCGUAUGAUUUGAGUGAAUGUGAGGUAGACUAUGAGUUAUGGAUAAGAAAUGAGCUUUACGAGGAGUCAGAUAAACAGAAAAGAGAUCGUUUGAGGAAAAUGUUCCUAGAGGAAGGUAACGACACCAUCACUUUGCCUGAGGAUAUUUUCUUUGUGAACGAGUUACCUCUAGUAGCAAGAAAAUUAGAAGAAAUUGAGUAUGGUCUAACAAAAACAAUUCAGGUUAAAUGGAUUUCCCAACUGCGUCAUUGGCGGGAGAGAAUUUGCAGAACCAAAGUCGUCGAUCUGGCUCAAGGAGAGCAAAAGGUUGAAAUAUUAUCGAAAAUCAGGCAUUUGAUUAAGACUUAUAAAGCGACAGCAGUUAGGUUGAUGAAUCUCAGUGAGUCCGAAGAUGAAUUAAACAAAGGCUUAGAACAAAGUUCAUUUAAGAAAGAUAAUCUCAAAGAUAGGUCACAGCUGCCUCAAUUUUCAGGACAUAGGAUGCAACAAAAAAACCAAUCUUUUGACCAUGAUACGCUAUCCAAGGCAGUAAAUUCAACAAUCGGUGAUUAUUUUAAACAGUUUCCAAACAUUGCGGGCAUGAAAAUAAGCAUUGAUCGCGACGAUAAGACGAAGAAAAAAAUAAGUCAGGAGAGAGAUCCAGUUAGAAAUCUAGGAGCAAUUCCGAAAAAUGUGGAUAUGUUAGGCUCGGUAUCGCGAAAUAAGGCUAAAGAACGAGAGAAAAGCUAUAGGUAUGAGCGUAAACAGGACAAAAGCAAAAGAACACCUAAGAAGUCUUCUUCGGAGGAUGAAAGUUCAUCUCUUGAUUCGUUGAGUAGCCUACUUUCUUCCGAAUCCAGUUCGGACUCUGAGUCGAGAAUCCUCUCAGUGAGAUCAGAGGAUGUAGGGCGAGAUCGAGAUUAUAGGGGCCAAAAUUAUCGGUUGGACAAAUGGGGUAUCCAGUUCAGUGGAGACAUCCAUGGCAUGGACGUUCUAGAUUUCGUUUUCCAGGUUAAUGAACUAAUGCAGGCAGAACGUAUUCCAAAUGACAGGUUUCUAGAUCAUGCUUACAUUCUUUUUGCAGGAGAAGCACGGAGAUGGUACUUUACCUACAAAAAGAAAUACCGAACGUGGGAUAAAUUUUCGAAACAGUUGAAAAUUCGUUUUGGUGAUCCUAACAAGGAUAGAAAAAUUCUCCAAGACAUUAAGGACAGGAAACAAAGGAAGGGAGAGUCGUUUGUGGCUUUUUGCUCUGAAAUAGAGGGAAUGUUCGAGCGAAUGACAAAGCAAUAUUCGGAGCGAAAAAGGUUGAAGGUCCUCAGAAAUAAUAUGAGGCGUUGGUACAAGACAAAACUCACAUUUUUCAAAAUUAAGAACAUCGCCCAUUUGAACAUGCUUUGUCAACAAUUGGAUAAGGACAGUGGUAGAAUUUAUUCCAAGUCUGCACAUUCCUCUAGGAAACAUAUCAGGAAUGUUGAUGCAUCUUCCGAUUCGUCUUCCUCUUCAUCAGAACCGGAAGUAUGUGCUUUCAAUAAAAAGGAAAACCGGCAAUACAAACGUCGGGAUUCCCAAGCAAACAUAACAGAGGCACAAAGCCGAGAAAAUUUGGUUCAACUUAAUUCUUUAUGCUGGAAUUGCCGGAGAUACGGUCACCGGUGGAGGGAUUGUAAACAACCCAAGGUUAUUUUCUGUCAUGCAUGUGGUAUGCCUGGAGUUACGUUUUCAACCUGCCCAAAGAGUCAUAUACUUCCUCAGCAAGCUCCAAAAAACGAAAGUUCGGAGGAGAAGUAAGGGGCGUCUCUUUUCCGGAAAAUUCGUUAGACCCCACGAGGGAAAACAGGGAUAAUAAUGAUAAUAACUGGAAAAUUUAUGAAUUGAACGUCAAGCCAAGUAAAUGCCCACAUAUUUUAGUGAAAAUCGUUGAUUCAGACAUCGAAGCACUUUUAGACUCAGGAGCCGAAAUUUCUGUUAUGAAUUCCAUAGAAAUUGCUCACAAAUACAAUUUUAAAGUCCAUAAAACAAACAUAAAAAUAGAUACAGCAGGGACGGCGAAUCAUAGUUGUCUAGGAUUCAUAAAUGUUCCAUUAACCUACAAGAGCGUAACUAGAGUCAUCCGAAUUUACAUUGUUUUAGAAUUUUCCAAACCUUUGAUUUUAGGCGUUAAUUUCUGGAAAGCAUUCAACAUAGUUCCAGCAAUGAAAAUGAACAAUAAAGAAAUUAUAUCUUUAGGCCAAAUGGAUUGCCAAAGACACGAGCAAGUUGAAUCAAUAAGCCUCGUAGAAAACUAUUUUUCGGCAGACGAACCAGAAAUAGCACUAAGAUUUUCUGAAUUUGUCGGAACAGUGGAUAAACUUAGCAAUCUUAGCGACGAAGAAGAUUUAUCAUUAGAAGUACCAACAUUAGAUUUUCAACCAAUGUCGAUCGAAGAAAUUGAAACAGAACACGUUCUAAAUGCAGAUGAAAGAUCUCAAUUACUGGAGGCAAUAAGUUGUUUCGAGUUUUCGGAAGACGAUAAAAUCGGUAGAACCGCGAUCCUUGAGCACAAAAUUCAGAUUAUCCCGGGUGUUGAACUAAAAGCUGCUCCAAUGUACCGUUGCUCACCGUACAUACAAAAAUACGUGGACGAAGAAUUAGAACGAAUGAAGAAGAUGGAUAUUAUAGAACCUUGCGACUCUGAUUACGCGAGUCCUUUGCUACCGGUCAAGAAAGCGAACGGAAAAUUUCGCGUUUGUUUAGAUUCGCGACGGGUUAAUGACGCAACCGAAAAUAACGCUUAUCCAAUCCCCAAUUUACACGAAGUCUUACAUAGAAUCAAAAAGGCCAAAUACUUCAGUGUAAUUGACCUGAAAGAAGCAUACUGGCAAAUUCCUCUGGCGCCUGAGUCCAGGAAAUACACCGCGUUUAGGACAAAGUCAGGCCUAUACAGAUUUAAAGUGAUGCCUUUCGGUUUGAAGGGGGCUCCUUUCACGAUGUCCAAACUAAUGGACAUAGUCCUCGGAACUGACCUACAACCCUACGUAUGGGUUUACCUGGACGACAUAAUUCUCGCGACCGAAACUUUAGCUCAACACGUAGAAUUAAUUAAAGAAGUAGCACGUCGAUUAAAGCAGGCAAACUUAACGAUUAGUCUCAAUAAAUCCAAAUUUUGCAGAACUAGUGUCAGGUAUUUAGGAUACGUGAUAUCUGAACAAGGUAUUUCGAUCGACAUGGAGAAAAUAAAACCCAUUCUGGACUAUGAAACCCCAAAAACAAUUAAAGACAUCAG